CAAUUCGCGAACCUCCGGGAGAAUUACGGCGAGUUGAAAGACAAAUCGUUUUGUUGCGCUGCCCAUUCAUGUGAAUUACCGAAUUUAAAACGAACCUACCUUGAAACUGGAAUCCCCAUUGUUGGCGAUGAAAUCCCCAAAUGUAAAGCCACAAUUUCCACCUUGAUUUCAAGAUCUCGUUCCUCACCGCGCCUUUGAUCGUUUGAAGCCUCCAAUCAAUCCUACACCAUUUCACCCAUGGUUUGCUGGACUUGCCACCCAACUGCGGAUCCUGGAUGCUUCAACCUAUUCACUAAACUUUACGUGUUUUCGCCGGUCAACUCGAAUCUGGAGCGUCAGCAUCACACUUACCCUCGUUUGAAGCGGCAGAAGUGAAGAUGCCGCUUCGAAUCACGACAUGGAACGUCAACGGCAUAAGAAAUCCCUUUGGGUACCAACCCUGGCGGGAGAAACGCACUUUCCAGGCCAUGUUUGACACCCUAGAAGCAGAUAUCGUGGUGAUGCAGGAGACCAAAAUCCAGAGAAAAGAUCUCACUGAUGACAUGGUUCUGGUCCCCGGCUGGGACGUGUUCUUCAGCCUUCCAAAGCACAAAAAGGGAUACUCCGGCGUGGCCAUAUAUACGCGCUCUUCUAAGUGCUGCCCUAUCCGCGCAGAAGAAGGCAUCACUGGCACACUCUGUCCCCCGAAUUCCUCGACCAAGUUCCGAGACCUCCCUGUUGACCAACAGAUUGGCGGGUACCCUGCUCCUGGGCAACUUUCAGACUCAGUCGACGAGCCAACCCUCGAUUCCGAAGGCCGCUGCGUUGUUCUGGAGUUCCCUGCCUUCGUUCUCAUCGGGGUAUACAGCCCUGCGAACCGGGACGAGACGAGGGACGAGUUCCGCCAGGCCUACAUUGAUGCUAUCGACGUCAGGGUCCGCAACCUCGUUGCCAUGGGGAAACAAGUCUUCCUCUGUGGUGACCUCAACAUCAUCCGCUGCGAACAAGAUACCGCCGGUUUGGCAGAGCGCCUGCGGAAGGCGGAGAUGACGCUCGACGAUUUCUUCUCCACACCCUCCCGGCGCUUCUUCAACCAGAUCGUGUUCGGGGGGCGUGUCAUUGGGGAGAGAGAUGAAGGCCGGGAAGAGCCCGUGCUUUGGGAUCUUUGCAGGGAAUUCCAUCCUACCCGUGCCGGCAUGUACACCUGCUGGGAGACUCGGAAGAAUGCGCGGCCGGGCAACUUUGGGAGCCGGAUAGACUACGUGCUGUGCAGCCCCGAGAUCAAGGAUUGGUUCAUCGACUCCAACAUCCAAGAAGGCUUGCUGGGCUCAGAUCACUGCCCCGUAUACGCUACGAUUGACGACACCGUCAACGUCGGUGGCACCAAGAUCUGCAUAGAGGAUGUCAUGAACCCGGUGGACAUGUUCAAGGAUGGCAAGCGCCAGCGAGAAUGGUCACCAAAGGACCUGCUUCCGGCAUCCGCUAAGCUCAUCCCCGAGUUUGACCGCCGACGGAAUAUCCGGGACAUGUUCUUCAAGAAAGCCACACCAUCAGCAAAGGUGGAUUCCAAGCUCACCACGGCUGGCUCUCAGGAUACACCUCGUGUCACUGGUACUGCACUCGAUGGAGGGGAUAGUAACGGGUCCCGGAAAGAAAGCGUUGUUUCCAUUGCGCAAUCGUCAAGUCAGCCAGCAGUGAUGGCAACAGACCUGGCGACAAUCACCACCACUACUCCACAGAAGCCACCUCUACCCAAACGACAAGCAGAAUCCUCGAUAUCUCCACACCGGCCGCAAAAGAAGGGUAAACCGGCCCUCAGCAGAGAGAAUUCGACAAAGUCAACGCCGGGCUUCGCGCAAAGCAGCCUUAAAGGGUUCUUCAAGCCCAAAACACCUACACCAGGCACCACGCCUACCACCGAGAGCGACAGCACCGCCGGUACCCCCCCCACUCCGAACAAAGCAUCUGCGGGGCGGGCCUCCAAGCAACGACGUGGGGCAGGCGAACCAAGCAGCACGCCCGCCACUGAGAACGACACCCAGAACACGGUCGAGGAAAGCCCAAAACCGGAAAAGUUCUCUCCUGAGAGGGUGUUCGAUCCUAUCGAGGCGAAGGAGUCCUGGUCCAAGCUGCUCGGCAAGCGGGUCCUCCCCAAGUGCGAGCACGGCGAUGAAUGCCAGACGCUGGUAACUAAGAAACCCGGCGUCAAUUGCGGCAGGUCCUUCUUCAUGUGCGCCCGCCCGUUGGGCCCCUCGGGAGACAAGGAACAAGGAACCGAGUUUCGCUGUCGCACCUUCAUCUGGAGUAGCGACUGGAACGGCCGCCAGUAAGGCCAAGCGGGAGGAGAGGGGGGGGG
This is a messenger RNA of Chaetomium fimeti, 2335 nucleotides long. RefSeq names its product Endonuclease/exonuclease/phosphatase. Gene Ontology annotation, cellular component: nucleus. NCBI's taxonomy places the organism in Eukaryota, Fungi, Ascomycota, Sordariomycetes, Sordariales, Chaetomiaceae. The coding region runs from base 378 to 2309 and encodes 643 amino acids. The transcript has 5 exons. Gene Ontology annotation, molecular function: DNA binding; zinc ion binding; endonuclease activity. Gene Ontology annotation, biological process: base-excision repair. The record is from RefSeq and is a predicted model, not a curated record.